Molecule: messenger RNA, 2178 nt
Organism: Styela clava
Lineage: Eukaryota; Metazoa; Chordata; Ascidiacea; Stolidobranchia; Styelidae
Source: RefSeq, a predicted model, not a curated record
AUUGGAUGAAAGAAUUAAGCUCGCUCAUAAUUCUGUACUAAAUACAUAUAUAACAAGAUAAGAACAAUAAUCUGCUUAACACGAUAUCACAUAAAUUGGGUUAAUAGAUUAAAUAACGUAAAUAGCAAUUAGUUGAUUAUCAAUCGGUUACAAAAGAAUGAAUUUCAUUAAUACAUUUUUCUUUGUACAUAAAAUGUUCAAAAAGACACAUGUGAAAUAGCAAACGAAAUGUUGUCGGUUUGACUAACAAAUGCAUAAUUUACUGGAAGGAAGUUACGCUUACCAUGCGUUGUUUCCGCUUGCGUUAUACCGAUUGAAUGAUUAUAUAAAGAUGAUAAUACGAAAGUGAAUUUAAUUGGAGUUUGUCAAAGGUUUGUUCGUAUAUGACAAAUACGUUAACAGGUAUAUGAUAUAUCUUGCUUUAUUUAAAAAGUCAUUUUUAUCUUCACGUAAUGUAAUCAAAUAUCACUACAAUUUUGGCGGCGUAAAAACUAAUGAUGGGGAUUUUUACAACAGUAUUUAAACUUAAACAUUUCUAUUGCAGUGAAUUCAAAAUAUACUGUUCAAGUUAUCAAAAAUAAACUAUGAUUAAAUACAAGUUUGCCCUUUUGUCAUUUUUCUGCCUAUUGGAAUGCAUUCCGCAAGGUUACGGUCACAGCUGGUUAGCAUGUACCGAUUAUGCCGAGAAGAAUGGUCGAUAUUACGACGACGACUUAUGCAGAGGUUACGCAAGAUCAGCAAACGAGCUGGCACCUAGAGGGGGAACGUUCGGACUGGAUAAAGGAUUCGAUUACCAUCCGAUAGAAAAUCAACCGUGCAAGACAUCCAGGAACGAUGGUACUGAAUAUGACGCAGAUCAUCGAAUGGCAGUUUACUACCCGGGUCAGCAAGUGGUUUUGGCUCAUCCAAUGAAAAAUCAUGGAUCCGACACAUGUACUAGCCGCUACAUUCCCGAUACUGGAAACUUCAUCUAUCGAGGGGGCCUGAAUGACGAAUCCGAUCUCACACUAUCUCAAUUUCGAGCAGAACUUGUCGCCGACCUUGGAGUAAAAGAUCCACCAGACGAAACAUCUAAUGCAUACACACAAUAUCCUAAACCUGGUUACCAAAACGCGCCUGCAUUUUGCGAAGACACCGGCUUGUCUUUGGGAACGUACAGUUUCAACGUACCAUCCGAUCUCCAGCCAGGUCAAUAUACGUUUCUCUGGCUAUGGGAGUUCAAUAACGUCGGCGAUAUAUAUACAUCGUGCUUUGAAGUCAACAUUGUCUCAACAUUGGCGGAGAGAAAUUCCAUGCUAUCAAGUUAUGGUCUUUCUAAUUUCUACGAGCCUUGCGGUGGUCUAACGUCUAAUUUUGGCAUUGCCGGAAACACAAAUCCAGGUUGUACCGAGACUGACACUGGUAUUACCACAUCUACUUCAACUACCACAACCACGGCCCCUGCUACAGUAUCAACAAGUUCCACUACCACGACUACUACCACUACACCUGCACCGGGCGAGACAUUGUUAGCUGUACAGACUUCACAAAUGGGAGGAGAAAUUAACUUGCCACUGGCAGAGUCUGGUACAAUGAGAAGAUACAUAUCUGUUCACUGGGACUGUCCUGUAAUAGCUAGCUUUUGGAACAUUCGUGUCACUGGUUAUCACGACGUUGCUGGAAGCGGAGGUGUGCAUUACGAUUUGUUGCACGAAGGAAACGAAUUGGACAGUGGGAAGUUUUACUACCAUGCCAUGUUUACUCAACCGUGUCAUUUGGAAACAAACCCUCCGAUAGCUACCCUCAUCAGAGAUGAAGCAUAAUUCUGCGUUGUUGAAGAUAUCAUGAAUUAAAAUAUAAAGUGUGUUGUUAUUAAUCAAUUCUUCAUUUAUCAAAAUACGUCGUUGAUUUGAUAAAUUACUGUUCAUUCAAUAAAUGCGAUCUCUUAUUUAAGGAUCAAUGUGAGAUCAGAUAGAGAAAAAUCGCUUACUUGUAGUUAACUAUAAGCAUAUGCCUCUGAAAUGGAAGCUGCAGCCGUCAAAAUCGAUGUCUGGAUUUAUUUUUAUUACAUAUUGAUUUCGAAAUCUUGAACUCAACAGUCAGGCUUGAGUGACGUAAGUGGUUGACAUCAUGACAUAUCAAUCUUUAUUGUGUCUUGAUUUUUUAAGGAAUUGAUAAUAUAUCAUUAUUAUAUUGAUA